AUGAAGAUAGGCGUUACCCAAAUUAUCCUUGGUGGUAUGUCCCUGAACGAUACACUUGCUCUCUGUCAAGAUGCCGGUUACGAUGCCGUUGAACUCACUUUCGGUGAAGGACAAGACACCGACAUCAAUAUGAGCGAUACGGAGUUACACGGCAUUGCCGCUAAGUGUGAAGACGCAGGUAUUGAGAUCAGUAGUAUCACGGCAGGCUACGCCGAUCGCGGGAAUUUACUCAGCUUGGAUGCGACGCAACGCGAAAAAGGUGCAGUCUCUCUCGCUCGCGGUUUAGAAGUCGCUGGAGCACUCGGUGUUGGUGGGAUUUUACUGCAUCCCGGACAGCUCACUGUUGAGGGGACUUAUCAACAGGUCUGGGAUAACCUCGUUGGCGUGCUGAAGGAUCUCGCACCUUCCGCGGAGGCGCACCAAGUCGCAAUCGGACUUGAGAACGUCUGGAACAAAUUCCUACUCAGCCCAAAAGAGAUGCGUGAUAUUAUAGACGAAGUCGGCAGCGACUGGGUAGGCACUUAUCUUGAUACUGCGAAUAUGAUGGCUUAUGGUUACCCGGAGCAUUGGAUCCGUGAACUGGCACAUCGCAUCAAGCGAGUGCACUUCAAGGAUUUCUCCCGCAGUGCGCACCAGUUCGUUAACCUUUUAGAUGGCGAUACAGAUUGGCAAGCUGUUAUGGAGGCGUUCCGUGCUAUCGGUUACGAUGGCUAUGUUAUCCACGAAGUCGGCGGGGACAGAGAAGCACAAAUUGACCUCGCGAAGCGGAUGCGUGAAAUCGUUGCGAUGUAA
Molecule: messenger RNA, 792 nt
Organism: Geodia barretti
Lineage: Eukaryota; Metazoa; Porifera; Demospongiae; Tetractinellida; Geodiidae
Source: the annotation of a GenBank genome assembly